Messenger RNA from Salvia splendens (bonfire salvia), 789 nucleotides. RefSeq lists its product as uncharacterized. NCBI's taxonomy places the organism in Eukaryota, Viridiplantae, Streptophyta, Magnoliopsida, Lamiales, Lamiaceae. Bases 1 to 789 code for a protein of 262 amino acids. The record is from RefSeq and is a predicted model, not a curated record. The transcript is spliced from 4 exons.
AUGACUGAUGAAGAAUUUCAGGCUCUUCUGUAUGAGGUAAAUCGGACGGAAGAUGGUACCGCCACGAUGGCUGAGGGUCUAGACCUCGCAUCAAGGGCAGUAGAAGGGGGUGAGAAGGACGAUGGAGAGAACAACUCAGAAGGCUUAGCCGAACGACCAGUAGACGAAGUGGGGACCCUAGGGCAGAACAGCAAGCCGAAGAGGGUGUCGCAAAGAUGCUUAGGGAAGUGGGCAUCCAGUAAAGCAAAGGUAAACACGGCGGCAGAUACGGUGGAGAUUUUAAGCGAAGAGGAAGGGACCACUCCCACAAAACCUGGGGAGGGAUCCUUACCCGCUACUGAUUUGGAGGAUACUGCGGUGGCAACCGAAGCGGUCUCCCAAACGCCGAGUGACCAGGGCGAAGAGACGACGCAGAUGGCUGAGGGGUCGGACCUCGCAUCUGCACCAGCCGGUCACGUCGAGCCGAGAACUGAAGGUACUCGUAUCAGUACUGAGACCCGACCCUCUGCCACAGACCAGCCUUCUAAACACGCUGAGAAGGAACUGGAAGAUGAGCGAGAUAGUGAUGAGGACAGAUACCGUGCAGAGAGAAAACGGAAGGGGAAGGAACACCGGAGGGAACAGAGUGAUAGCGAAUACGCUGUCAGUGAAGAGUCAGAAUCGGACAGCGACAUUUCCUUGGAAAAUGAGGAGUACAGUGAGCAACAGCUUCCGCACGAUCAUCGGGAGCUAUCUGGAGGAGGCGAUAGGAUCGGAGUGGCGGAGCAGAGAACGGGGAAUUCCCCCUAG